AACAGUGCCAUCUGCUGGCGGGAAAUGUCACAUGUUUUGUAAUUCUUACGCAAACUCUUUUGUAACUCAUAUACGUUGUUCUCCAUUAACGUCGUGGGUGAGUUUCCUACAAUAGCAGCAGGUUUUCGGAACGAAAUCAAAUCAAACGAGCGUCAAUGUCCUCGGUUCCGAAGGUGACGCUGGCCGGAGGCCUGGAGGUCUGCCGGAUCCUGAACGGGAUGUGGCAGGUGUCCGGAGCCCACGGGACCGUGAACACGACCAGAGCAGUUGAGGCCAUGCAGGCCUACACAGAUGCGGGUCUGACCACAUUCGACAUGGCAGAUAUUUAUGGGCCAGCAGAGGACAUCUUUGGACAGUUCAGCAGCCAGCUGAAAUCCUCUGGGAAAGAUGCUCCUGCUCUGCAGGCUCUGACUAAAUAUGUACCGAAACCAGGACCCAUGGAGCGCAAGGUCCAGUACUCUCUGAUUGAUCAGCGCCCUGCAGCAAAGAUGGAGCAGUUUUGUCUGGCUAACAACAUCCAGCUCCUCACCUACGGCACGCUCGCUGGAGGUCUACUGUCCGAGCGAUAUCUUGGAAAGGCGGAGCCUAAAUCCAGGGCGGAGCUCUACACUGCAUCUCUUUCUAAGUACAAGAACAUGAUUGACGCUUGGGGUGGAUGGAGUCUCUUCCAAGAUCUUCUUGUCACCUUGGACACGGUUGCCAAGAAACACGACUGUUCAGUGGCCAGCGUCGUAACACGCUAUGUGCUGGACCGCCCCGCAGUGGGUGGAGUCAUCGUGGGUUGCAGAUUUGGCGUCGCAGGGGCGGGGCAGCACAUCAGUGACAGUCUGUGUAGCUGCAGCCCGGAGCUGAAGCUGACGGCCGCAGAUCACGCUGCCAUCGAGGCGGUGACGCAGCGCUCCAGGGACCUUAUGGCGCUCAUCGGAGACUGUGGGGACGAGUACAGGAGCUGAAGGGGGAGGAGGAGGUUUGACAGACAGGAUCUGGCAACUCAGGGAGGAUGAGGCAGAGUGCAGCUGCAACACAAAAAGCGACGUUUCAGCCUCUUUUUCUUUGUUUUAUUCAGUUAUUGAAUUUAAAUGAAGAGUUUGGAAAUAUUUUUUAUUAUAACUCGUAAAUUACGCAUUUUUUUGUUUGAGUCUGUAAUGACAAAACCAAAUUAAUGCAGAAGCCUUUUAAGGUUUGAAUAAAGCCGCAGUGAAACGCA
Molecule: messenger RNA, 1207 nt
Organism: Oryzias melastigma (Indian medaka)
Lineage: Eukaryota; Metazoa; Chordata; Actinopteri; Beloniformes; Adrianichthyidae
Molecular function (GO): oxidoreductase activity
Source: RefSeq, a predicted model, not a curated record